AUGGCGACAUCAUAUCCGCAUUACAAGGAGUACCAGCCGAGCUAUCAUAGCUCGUGUUUUAACUACUCCCAGGAACAGUAUAUUCCCAACCAGUACCAGCCGAUCGUACAAUGUGCAGAGAGUGAUUCCAGCAUUCCACAGCAGCAAGCUCCACAAUACGUCUCAUCGCAGCCUCUGCUACCAGAAAGCGAACCCCCGUCAGCACUAACUUCUACGUCGAUUGGCUACGCAUCAUCCGGACAGUACUACUACAACGGGCAGUAUGGCGCAAAUCAGUAUUACCACAGACAACAACAGCAAUUGGAUCAAUACGGAUAUCAAUUCGAUAAUUACUUCGGAUAUCCAUACCAACCAAUGGUUCCCGAGUAUGGUAGUGAAAAUUUGUUUGAGAGAGCAAAUGAAUCGGAGCAACAUAAUGCUGCUGUGGCGGAUUACCGUAUGCCAUGUGAAAGCGUGAAGGUGCCAGCACCAAAGCGAAAGUAUUCCGAUGAAGACGACUCGAUACUCGAAGGCCUCUCAUCGAGUGAACACAGCGAUUCAACGGACUAUCCAGCCCUGAGAGCACUGCUCACAAAUCCGGCCAAGAAACUGAAAUACAAUCCACAUUAUACGUCCGCACCAGUAAAAUUAUCCGGUCCUGCUCCGGUGGUUGGUUGCAACAAUGGUGUUCUUUCCCCGGCUUCAAGCGAUCGGUUGGUCCCAGACAUCGUACCUCUUUCGCCGAACAAAACGAACGACAGCAUCGACAGCCUGCUGGACAACAGUUCCAAGUAUGGCUUGGAAGCGGUGCAAAAUGCAAGCUUCAUCAUGAAUCAUCUUCAACAACCGGAUACGCCAAACUAUGAUGGAGUCAGCACUCCGCCUCUCUCGCCAAAGGAUAUGGAAAGUGCAGUCUCAUCUCCAAUGAUCGCCGAAAAGAUGUCGCAAAAUGGCGACUCUGAAGGUAACCGAAAGGAAGCAUCUAAGCGGAUCCGUCAGUCGUAUACUACAUACCAAACGCUUACAUUAGAAAAAGAAUUUCAUUGCAACCGAUAUCUCAAUCGAAGGCGCCGCAUGGAGAUUUCCAAUACGCUCAAGCUGUCCGAGCGGCAGAUUAAGAUCUGGUUCCAGAAUCGUCGCAUGAAGGAAAAAAAACUGCGCUCGUCCUCCGGUACGCCAGAUCUAGUGCCACAUCAUCUCGACGCCAAUCUGGCACAACAUUCGACAGAAUCGCAACCACCUUACGAUCUAAAUACUUCCGAUGCACACCAAUCUUCGUCCUCUUCAAUCGCUACCUCGCAUCUACUAGGGGAUGCUGAGCAACCAUCGAUUGGGCAAUGGCCGUAUCAUCACCAUCAGAGCCAGUACUAUUACUCGCCGAUAAUCACGCAUCACCAACAGGAUCAAGCGACCGCUGCUAGUGCUGAAUAUGAUUACCGACAACAUAUGUCUACUGCUGCAUACAUUGCCCCCAGCUUCGUGUAG
Anopheles nili is the source of this 1464-nucleotide messenger RNA. RefSeq names its product segmentation protein fushi tarazu. Gene Ontology annotation, cellular component: nucleus. The transcript is spliced from 2 exons. Lineage: Eukaryota; Metazoa; Arthropoda; Insecta; Diptera; Culicidae. Gene Ontology annotation, molecular function: DNA-binding transcription factor activity, RNA polymerase II-specific; RNA polymerase II cis-regulatory region sequence-specific DNA binding. Gene Ontology annotation, biological process: anterior/posterior pattern specification; negative regulation of transcription by RNA polymerase II. The record is from RefSeq and is a predicted model, not a curated record. Bases 1 to 1464 code for a protein of 487 amino acids.